CUCAGUGCUCGCCGCGCUCGGAUGCGGGUGGACGCGGCAGGAGCUCGCCUGUCCUUUGUGUUCGAGUGGCGGCAGCUUCGCAGGCCUUCGCCGGCACAUCCCUCUGGCCGAUCAGUCGNGUNCUUCCUAGAGACCUAUCAUGUCGGCGGGAGCGGGCGCGGCCGUGGAGGCAGGCUUCUCCAGCGAGGAGCUGUUGUCGCUCCGCUUCCCGCUGCACCGCGCCUGCCGGGACGGGGAUCUGGUCGCGCUCUGUUCGCUGCUGCCACACACGCCGCGCGCUCACCUGGCCGCUGAGGACUCCUUCUACGGCUGGACGCCCGUGCACUGGGCCGCGCACUUCGGCAAGUUGGAGUGCUUAAUGCAGUUGGUAAGAGCAGGAGCCUCACUGAANGUCUCGACCACCCGCUAUGCCCAGACCCCAGCCCACAUCGCUGCUUUUGGAGGACAUCCUCAGUGUCUGGUCUGGUUGAUUCAAGCUGGGGCCAACAUUAACAAACCGGACUGUGAGGGGGAAACUCCCAUUCACAAGGCGGCCCGCUCAGGGAGCCUCGAGUGCAUCACUGCCCUGGUAGGGAACGGGGCUCACACCGACCUGAGAAAUGCCAGUGGCCUGACAGCAGCAGACAUUGCACAAACCCAGGGUUUCCAGGAGUGCACCCAGUUUCUCUUGAGCCUCCAGAGCCAUCAAAUGAGCCGUUUCUGUCAGAAUGGCGCCUUGAGUGGAGGUCAUGAGAGCGUACUUCCNACUCACGUUAGCCUGGGAACAAANCGAAAGAGAUGCCUGGAAGACUCAGAAUCUUUGGGAGUGAAGAAAGCUAGAACCAGAGGUCCCAGCCUGGAUCACGCCAUGCCUCUAGCAAAUGGAGAGGCUGAAGACGACGCUGACAGAAUGCACGUGGACAGAGAGUGUGCUGCUGUAUCAGGUGGGACUGGACAGUUUCCUGUUAGCUGCAACAACACCCCAGUGGUGGAGGACACCAAGCAGCAGGAGAGUAGUUCUGUCGGACCUAAAGAAAUAGAGAUAUAUACUGUUUCAGCAAUGCAAACCCCGUGUCGUUGCAAGAAUCAGUAUGCUUACUAUUUCUGAGCUCUCAAACUUUGCACUUUCUUGUCCAGUGUCUUGAAGAAGAAAAAAGGGUUCUAUUAUAAUUUACAUUUUUGGCACUUGUACAGAUGCAAGAAUUAAGUGUUUUUGGUAAAUUCUGUUGCUAUGACGACUAACGCAAUCUCCCUGUUAGAUUUGAAGCUGUUACAUGACGUGCCUUGCUUGUUUCUCAUGAGGUCUACAGUUUCCUGAUGUGGCCUUUGGGUGGCUCUGCACAUGCUGUUGCUCAUAUCUGAAGGCAAUACAGCAGGUGAACAGCUAGCUCACGUAAAUGCUGGGAACUGUGAGGGUGGUGGCUGUGGCUUGUGACCUACUCAGGACAAGUUUGGGAUAACUGCCCCACGCUCUUGGUUGCUUUGGUGUCUAGCAUUCCCUUGAAGACUGUAAAAUNCUGACUGUUUUCUGCAGUAUUUAUGUGUUACAGUGUCCAGAAGACUAAAACAUAACCCUUACUUUAAUGUUUCAGAGUCAAAGGACCUGAGUUUUCUUAGACUUAGGAUUUCUAAAAUGCUGUUAUUUAUUUGGCACAUGCCUUUUCCCCAUUCUUUAGGUGAUAACAAAAAUAUCAUGGCUAAUUUUUUUUUUUUUUUUUUAUAAAAGUGUUUUGUUAUGGUGUUCAUUUCUUCACCGGAAAUAAAAGGUUACCUGUGUGUUUCCUAACCCACAGGUAAUAUUGUCAAGCCCAGAACUUGCUCUGUCAUAGGUGGUGAUAACUUUGGCCAAAUCAUUAAUGCAUGGGUGCUCACCC
Molecule: messenger RNA, 1853 nt
Organism: Mus caroli (Ryukyu mouse)
Lineage: Eukaryota; Metazoa; Chordata; Mammalia; Rodentia; Muridae
Source: RefSeq, a predicted model, not a curated record